This is a messenger RNA of Fusarium fujikuroi IMI 58289, 2142 nucleotides long. RefSeq lists its product as uncharacterized. The transcript has 2 exons. The record is from RefSeq and is a predicted model, not a curated record. Gene Ontology annotation, molecular function: DNA-binding transcription factor activity, RNA polymerase II-specific; zinc ion binding. Gene Ontology annotation, biological process: regulation of DNA-templated transcription. The coding region runs from base 1 to 2142 and encodes 713 amino acids. NCBI's taxonomy places the organism in Eukaryota, Fungi, Ascomycota, Sordariomycetes, Hypocreales, Nectriaceae.
AUGAGCUCAUCAAGUCAGGCAAAAGCUAGAGCUCAGGCUAGGAGUAUCCGCAAAGGCACACACAGCUGCUGGGAAUGCCGUCGCCGCAAGAUACGAUGCCAGUUUUCAGCUCCAGACGAUCUGGUGUGUAGGCCAUGCGGGAAACGCGGCUCGAUUUGCCGCGGUCAAGAGUUUGCCGAUGAAUCAGAGGCAUCUCAACUGUCCAUGCGGCAUCUGGCGCGUCGCCUGGGUAGGCUCGAGGAGCUGAUGGAGAAGCUUGCGGAAAGAUCCGCACUCUGUCCAUCCACUGGCAUCUCUACCCAACACUCACCCGGCAUCUCUCAAGUCGUUAUGGAUGAGCUCGAGUACCCAGACGCACCGACGAUAAGAGACCCUGUCCGUCUCGGGACACCAACCAUUCCCAGGUCCCAUUAUACCACUUCAUCCCUCAUCUCCGGCACAACGCACGAGAUGACCAUGGAUCUCGCUGGACCCUCUGGCCUCGCAGAGACGUUGUACAAACUCUUCCCGUCACAAAUCGAUGUCAAUACCAUCUUUGAGGCUAGCGUCGGGCCCCUCUAUGUUACAACAUUAUUCCAUCGCCAAGCUGACGUGGCGGAAGGGAACUCGGAACCUCCGGAAGCUGUCGGGGUAAUACCAUCACCCUCAAGCCGACCGACUCUUCUGGCCAAGAGGCUCUUGCAGCUGGUCAUUUGCAUGCAGCAGCUCUCCCCAAGGUUCAACCGUCCACUGCCCUCGCUUCGUGCUUCGAUGCUAAGAACGAUGGAGGAGAUUGUUGACGGCGUGGAUAAGUUCAUCUCGGCUAAUCGCGUCGUGUCUACUCUUGAAGGACUCGAGUGUCUAUUGCUCUUAGGCUACUGGCAACAAAAUGCAGGAAACCUCAGGAAGGGCUGGCUUAUUUUCCGACAAGCCCUCAGCGUUGGACAACUGAUGGGGAUUGACGCCGGCGCAGUGGCCCCUCCUGAUACGUCAUUCUCAACCCGAUAUCCUCCCUCGCCACAAAUGUUAUGGUUCCGAUCCGUGGCUUGUGAUCGCUACCUGUCUCUCCUGCUCGGUCUUCCAGCCGGCAGCCACGAUAACUCCUUCGCUGCUCAGCAGCUGACCGCGAGAGAUGCACCCUCAGAGAAGCUGGAGAAGCUGCAUGCCGUGGUAUCGGAAAAGAUGAUUGAGCGCAACAACUCUACCCAAAUGCAGGCUUACUCUCUGACCCAGCUGAUCAGUAGUGAUCUCAUGGCAGGCCAGGGUCUCAUGGGUGACUCCUGGUGGGAAGUUCCCCUCGUUAACACAGAACAAAGUCCAGCAUCCGCUGUAGAGGUGGCAAGUCGACUGAUUAUGCAGAUGAGCCAUCAUCUACUCUUGGUUCUGCUGCAUAUCCCGUAUUUGCUGAGAAACCCGUUGUUUCCUCACGACCAGCAAAACAGCAAGACGAUUUGUACCAGCUCGAGUCGCAACAUUCUGGACAGAUUCCGUGUCUUCCGGAGCUUCAACGACUCAGCCUAUGCCUGUCGUCACGUUGACUACGCCGCUCUGGUCGCAGCAAUGACCUUGCUGGUAUCUCAUGCGCAGAAUCUGGAGGUUCGGGAUCCAACCAAUGGCCAAAACAUGCAUCGCAUCACAGAUAGGGCGCUCAUUAUCGCAGUGAAGGACCGAAUGAAGCAUCUUUCAUACCUGAAUGGCGACAAGUUCUUUGAGGAAUCUACAAAUGUCAUCGAGAAAUUAUUACCUCUCCUGAGCUCUCCCGAGACAGAAUCCCCCACCUUUGACCCGCAGUGCUCUCCAAGUGUUGAACUGAAGAUACCGUAUUUCGGCGUCAUUACGAUUGUGGUGCCGCCGGUUCCGGCAUCAGUCCAAAAAGCACAAGUAAUGGAGCGUGUCGAGGUACCCGCACCGAGGAUGGACGGUGUCACUUUGUCCGCUGGUUUAUCACACCCAGAGAGCAAGGACCUGGAAUCUCUGGUUCCAGUUCAUUUCCACCCAGAAGAACAGCGGAACACUUUCGGUGCAGUUGAUGUGAUGGCCGGGGCAGACGAGUGGGCAAUGCAGGGCAUUGAUGCGACUUACUGGGCUUUACUUCAAUGCAAUGGGGUAUUUGACGCGUCACUAGAGUCAGAAGAGGAUUCUGAUGAGUUAAAGACUAAAUGA